AGAAUGGAGCAGUUUGUAAAGGGAGAAAAAGGCCGACUUUCCUCUCCUCCACAACAUCUUCACUACAUGCUGUUAUUAAUCACAGCACUUUUUCUUUUCGUACUUGAUCAUUACAUUAAACUUGACGGAGUGCGAUUAAAAUAAUUCCGUUUCCAACUCGUCAAAGAGUCGGUUCAAAGUGUCGAUUCAAAGACUCGAUUCAGUUUUCCGAAAGUGAAAGUGUUUCUCAGCCUCGACUCCAUUUUGAGGAGAAAAACACAAAGAUCUCCAACAGCAGCCAGAAGCGUUGAGAUUCAUGUCCAACAACAAGCAGUGGUGAAGAAAAGUGGGAAUGUGAUUGAUUCCAGCAGAAGAGAUCGACGUCUUCAGGACUCUGCGUGUACACUAGCAGUGAAAAAUGGAGAUCCUUGAUCAGGGCACAGAUCAUGUGACCUCACCCUCAAAAGACUGUAAACUACAGAGAGAGAAAUCACACUCACCAGUGCCCAGCUGUGUCUCCAUGAAGAGUGAUGCAUCUAUGCAUCAUCCUCUGGGAUUUAGCACUGGAAUCUCCUCACCUGGACACAGUGAACUACAGAGAGAGAAAUCACACUCACCAGUGCCCAGCUGUGUCUCCAUGAAGAGUGAUGCGUCUAUGCAUCAUCCUUUGGGAUUUAGCACUGGAAUCUCCUCACCUGGACACAGUAAACUACAGAGAGAGAAAUCACACUCACCAGUGCCCAGCUGUGUCUCCAUGAAGAGUGAUGCGUCUAUGCAUCAUCCUUUGGGAUUUAGCACUGGAAUCUCCUCACCUGGACACAGAAUAAAUGUGAGAAAGACACACACACACAAUGUCUGUGGACGUUCAGCUUUCUCUGUCUCUGACCCUCCAGCCACACACCAUGUUCUACAGAAGGCAGGAGACAGAAGAGAGAAGUUCAUCACAGCUACAGGACACGACACAGAAUCCACUGCUGCAGAUGAAUUUCAGAAGUUGUUCAAGUUCAAUCUGAUGAAGAAGUUUCAGUGUUUGUAUGGAUUGAUGCUAAAGCAGGAAAACCGAACACUCCUGAAUGAGAUCUACACAGAGCUCUACAUCACAGAGGAGACAGUGGAGACGUCAAUAAAGAACAUGAGGUGAAACAGAUCGAGGCAGCAUCCAGGAGGAACCCAACUGAGGACACACCAAUUAAAUGCAGUGACAUCUUUAAACCCCUACCUGAACAAGACAAAACCAUCAGGAGAGUUCUGA
Molecule: messenger RNA, 1231 nt
Organism: Silurus meridionalis
Lineage: Eukaryota; Metazoa; Chordata; Actinopteri; Siluriformes; Siluridae
Exons: 8
Coding region: 398-1120 (240 amino acids)
Source: RefSeq, a predicted model, not a curated record